Aspergillus tubingensis is the source of this 1167-nucleotide messenger RNA. RefSeq names its product cysteine hydrolase family protein. Lineage: Eukaryota; Fungi; Ascomycota; Eurotiomycetes; Eurotiales; Aspergillaceae. Bases 1 to 1167 code for a protein of 388 amino acids. The record is from RefSeq and is a predicted model, not a curated record. The transcript is spliced from 4 exons.
AUGGCGGAUCCUACCGAUCUGAACCUGGAUGCACCCAGUGACUUACAAGAUAUUCCGGACAUGUCCAUGCAACUACUUCCCCCGCCAGAGGGGACAUAUCCUGAUAAGGCGACGCUUCUUGCAGCAGUGCAGGCACACGGAAAAGCUCAUGGAUACAACGUCGUAGUCAAGUCGUCCAGCACUCCCACGGAAAAGAAACCGGGGCGGACUGCCAAGGUCUGGUUGCGAUGCGAUCGCGGGGGCCACUAUCGCCCGCGCAACGGGCUCACUGAGGAGACUAGGAAGCGGCGGCGCACAUCCCGGUUGAUGGAUUGCCCGUUCAUGCUAGUUGCAGCUGGAACUCCUGGGAUUUGGACGCUGACUGUUCUGAACGCCACACACAACCACGGCCCGAUUGUCGAAAAGCCUCGGCAGGUCCCUCAUCAUAAGGUCCGGAAGGGCCAGAUCGCAGCGGUACCCUACGAUUGGCCGCACGAUGCGACGCUGACCCCUUAUACGACGGCGUUAGUAAUUAUUGACAUGCAAAAGGACUUCUGUUUGCCGGGUGGAUACAUGAGCCUUCAGGGCUACGACAUAUCGGCUAAUCAGGCACUAAUUCCUAAAUUACAACAUCUGCUGAAUGCAUUCCGUUCAUCCGGUUUUCCCAUAUACCACACUCGGGAAGGACAUCGGCCCGAUUUGUCUACGCUGUCUAGUAGAGAGGCCUACCGUUCACAAAACAAUGCUUCUGGCAUGGGGAUUGGGUCUCCCGGACCCCUAGGUCGUCUGCUGAUACGUGGCGAGGUGGGUCACGACACCGUUGACGAAUUGUACCCAGUUCACGGGGAACCGGUAAUCGACAAACCAGGCCGGAGUGCGUUUGCACACACCGACUUCGAACUCAUCCUUCGCAAUCGCGGUAUUAAGAACCUGGUGUUAGUGGGUGUAACGACCGAUGUGUGCGUUGCGACGACUAUGCGCGAGGCUAACGACCGAGGCUUUGACUGCGUGGUGCUUGAAGACGGAACUGCAGCCAGCGAACCGUCCCUUCAUGUGAGUGCCAUCGAGUCAGUCAAGAUGGAGGGAGGAAUCUUCGGGGCAGUAGCCAAACUAGAGGACGUGUUGCACGCAGUGGAGAACUUUAAAGCCGUGACUGUGAAGAAGCUGGCUCCGCAGAUGACGGUAUGA